AUUGUGACUGAGGAAGGUGGGUAUGAAGUGAUCUGCAAAGACCGUCGCUGGGCAAGAGUCGCACAGCGUAUGUGUUAUCCUUCAGGAAAGAAUAUUGGCUCACUCCUGCGCUCCCACUAUGAACGUAUUGUUUACCCCUAUGAGCUUUAUCAAUCAGGAGCCAACCUAGCUCAAUGUAAAGCUCGACCUCUCUAUGACAGUGAAGAGAUUGAUAAAGAAUAUAAGCCUCACAGCAUUCCACUACGCCAGUCUGUCCAGCCACCCAAAACCAAUAGUUAUGGUCGUCGUGCAAAGCGUCUUCAGGCUGAUCCUGAGCCCUCAGAAGAAGAUAUUGAAAAGAAUCCAGAACUCAGAAAACUGCAAAUUUAUGGAGCCGGUCCAAAAAUGAUGGGUCUUGGAUUAGUAGCAAAAGAUCGGAACUUACGGAGGAGAGAUAAAGAUAUUCCUGAAUGCCCUCCUACUUUGAUUGUAAAAGAUGAGCCAAUGGAAGACAUCCGACUGGAGCCAUGCACUGUAGAAUUCUGUUACGAUAUUAAAGAGGAGGAAGAAGAAAAUGGUGAAAAUUCAAACACUGUCUCCACAAAAUCAACACGGUUGCGAAGAAAUGCUGCUAACAGCCAGUUUACAAGAAAACCUGUAGCAAAGGCAGAGUUCUUCGUAUGCCGAAUAUGCGCCCGAAGUGAUGAUGAUGACAAACUGUUGGCGUGUUUUGUUUGCAAUGAUAGUUAUCGUAUAUAUUGUCUCCUUCCACCUCUCCCUGAAAUUCCCAGAACAGUAUGGCGGUGCCCAAAGUGUGUUGUUGAGGAGUGUAAGAAGCCACCUGAGGCGUUUGGAUUUGAGCAAGCCACCCGAGAGUAUACUCUGCAAAGCUUUGGUGAAAUGGCAGAUACUUUUAAGUCGGAUUACUUCAGUAUGCCUGUUCAUAUGGUUCCUACAGAACUAGUGGAGAAGGAGUUUUGGCGCCUGGUUUGUAGUAUUGAUGAAGAUGUUACAGUGGAGUAUGGGGCGGACAUUCAUUCCAAAGAGUUUGGGAGCGGGUUUCCCAUGAAAAAUGGCAAACGUAAACUGACUCCAGAAGAGGAGGAGUAUGCAAUAUGUGGAUGGAACCUGAAUGUGCUGCCAGUGUUGGAUCAGUCUGUCCUCUGUCACAUCAAUGCAGAUAUCUCUGGCAUGAAGGUGCCUUGGCUGUAUGUUGGUAUGGUAUUCUCAACUUUUUGCUGGCAUAUUGAAGACCACUGGAGCUAUUCCAUUAACUACCUCCACUGGGGUGAGCCCAAAACAUGGUAUGGUGUUCCAUCAUCUGCAGCUGAACUUCUUGAAGAUGUGAUGAAGAAGCUGACACCGGAGCUUUUUGAUAGUCAGCCAGACCUUCUGCACCAACUGGUUACCAUUAUGAAUCCGAAUAUACUGAUGAGCUAUGGUGUUCCAGUUUUUCGGACAAAUCAGUGUGCUGGAGAAUUUGUCAUAACUUUCCCUCGUGCAUACCAUAGUGGAUUUAACCAGGGUUACAACUUUGCUGAAGCUGUAAAUUUCUGUACCGCAGACUGGCUUCCAGCAGGUAGGCGGUGCAUUGAUCAUUACCGGCGUCUUCGACGUUAUUGUGUCUUUUCCCAUGAAGAGUUAAUAUGCAAGAUGGCAGCUAAUCCAGAAAGACUCGACUUAAAUUUGGCAGCAGUUGUACAUAAAGAAAUGCUUGUCAUGGUGCAGGAGGAAAGAAAACUGCGUAAAGCUCUGUUAGACAAGGGUAUUACUGAAGCCGAACGUGAGGCCUUUGAAUUGCUGCCUGAUGAUGAGAGACAGUGUAAUAAAUGCAAAACCACCUGCUUUUUGUCAGCACUGGCUUGUUAUGACUGUCCUGAUGCUUUGGUCUGCCUGUACCACAUUGAUGAUCUGUGCAAGUGUCCCAGCAACCGACAUUAUCUAAGGUACCGCUAUACUUUGGAUGAACUCCCAACAAUGCUUCACAAGCUCAAAGUCAGAGCAGAGUCAUUUGAUAUCUGGGCAAACAAAGUGAAAUUUACUUUGGAAGUAAUUGAUGGACCCAAGAAAACACUUGAGCAGUUAAAGGCAUUGCAGUGGGAGGCAGCAGAGAAGAAAUUUCCAGAAAAUGAUCUCCUUCAGCAGUUAAGAAAUGCAAUCACCGAAGUUGAGAAAUGUGUUUCAGAGGCACAGAGCUUGGUUUGUACUAAGAAGUCAUCACGCGUACGAUCUAAGCUGACAGUAGAGCAAUUGAAAACAUUUUUGGAUCAGAUUCACACCUUGCCUUGCAUAAUUCAUCAAGAGAAGGAUGUGAAGGAUUUAUUGGAGAGUGUGGAGUCAUUCCAGCUUCUUGCUCAAGAGGCUCUAAAAGUAUCACCGCCAAAUAUUUCUGACCUUCGGGAUCUAAUCGAACAAGGAGACCAUAUGGUUAUUGAUGUGCCAGAAAUGAACCAACUACGGGGUCAGGUGCAGCAGGCUUUGUGGUUAAAUGAGAUGAGGGAGACUUUGGCCACAUCAUCAUCACGCCAUGUAACACUUGAUGUUAUGCGACGUCUCAUGGAGUCUGGUUGUAAUGUGACCCAAAAUCUUGAGGUGGAGAAAGCCAUGGCAGAGUUACAGGAGUUGCUUACAAUCUCUGAACGAUGGGAGGAAAAGGCACAGAUUUGUCUAGAAGCAAGGCAGAAGCAUCCUCCAGCCACAUUAGAAGCCAUCAUUAAAGAAGCUGAAACCAUUCCAGUGUUCUUGCCCAAUAUUCUGUCGUUGAAAGAAACACUUCUGAAAGCAAGGGCAUGGAUUGCUGAUGUGGAGGAAAUACAGAAUGGCGAUCAUUAUCCAUGUUUAGAUGAUCUGGAAGGACUUGUGGCAGUGGGUCGAGAUCUUCCAGUUAGAAUGGAUGAACUGCAUCAUCUUGAAGUUCAAGUGAUGGCUGCCCACUCGUGGAGAGAGAAAGCAUGCAAGACAUUUCUCAAGAAAAACUCUUGCUAUACACUGCUAGAGGUUCUGUGUCCGUGUAAUAACGUUGACUCUCACAAUAUUAAAAGAGCCAGGUGGAAAAAGGAGAAAGACUGUAGCCUUUUCAAGUCAGACAUUGAAAGCCUUGGAUUAUCAGCACAAGAUCUCAGGGAACCAGGCUCUGUUAGUCUGGCAUUUAAAGAAGGAGAACAGAAGGAGAAGGAAUACAUUCUGCAGCUUCGGGAACUGAAUGCAUCAAAAUCUCAAACUUCUCAGCGCAAUGAACAGCAACAGUACUGUGUUUGUGGACAACCUAGCAAUGAUCUAAUGCUUCAGUGUGACUUAUGCAAAGACUGGUUUCAUGGAACAUGUGUUACAUACCCAAAACUCACCAAUCAGAAACACUCCCUUGCCUGGUGGGACUGGGACUUCAGGUUUCUGUGUCCAUUAUGUAUGAGAUCUCGAAGACCACGCUUGGCAACUAUUUUAGCUUUGCUAGUAGCAUUGCAGAAGCUACCAGUGAGGCUGCCAGAGGGUGAGGCUUUGCAGUGCUUGACAGAAAGGGCAAUAACUUGGCAGGACCGAGCAAGGCAAGCACUGGCAGUUGACGAAGUAACUGUUUUGCUUGAGAAACUGAAUGAACUUGGGCAGCAACUCCAGAAUGAGGUGACCAAGGAGCUGGUAGUACUAAAGGAGAGCACCAGAAAUGAAGACUCCAGCCAAGAGUCUAAGCAGGAUGAGUCGUCCGUUGCGGACGCCGGUUCUUUGGAAACUACGGACAAUCACAUGAUCAACUCAUACCUUCCACGAUUAAAAGGUGCUGUAAUAGAGAUAUCUGAAAGUACCCAGCAGCAGCUCGAAGAACUUAUGAUGGAAGGAGAUCUAUUAGAAGUUAAUCUGGAUGAGACACACACUAUGUGGAGAAUACUUCAAGCAGCAGGACCUCCUCCAUUGAAGACAUUACAAAAGUUUGUAGAGAUUGAGAAGUCUGAGAGGAAGCUGUCCAAAGCAAAAGGAAAGGACUCUGAAAAGAAACGAAAACGGAAGUCCGAGAGGGGAGAUUACACACCCACAUCGCAAGAGGAACUGGAAACAAAGAAGAGCAGAGAUGAGCCAGCUAGUGAUUCCUGUGUUAAGAAAAAGGCACCACCAGCUACAGAGAAUCAAGUAGAGUCCAAAGAGGAGCAUUUGUGAUGGUUACUCCAGCAUGUCUUUUGCCCACAGACUGUGGACAUCUGGACCUUUAGACUAGACAUGUUCGUAAACUUCUUCCAAGGUCACCCUUGAGUCAAAAGAAAGUCAGACUCCCAAUGGCUUUUCUGUUUGUGAAACCAAAAUCCUGCAGGAUGACAGAUUCUCAAUAUUAAUCACGUCCUAGCCAGUUUGGCUCAUCAUCUGGAUUUUUAUGGACUCUAUUUUUUCUUGUCCUCAUUUUUACAGUUCCUGCUUUGACAGAAUCAAGAAUAAGUAAAAUAGUCCUUGAGCGUUAAAAAGCUGUAUACCUUUUUAAAGUACAGAGCUCACCAUCUUACAGAGUGGUGCCAAGAAUGUGUUAUCAGAUAUCAGUAUACUGUGUUUUCACCUUCAAGAUGGUACAUGGAAAAAGAGGAAUCCUAAUUAUAUGUGGGUGGAUUGAGGUAUUCCCUAUGGUUUACAUAUGUACCCAAAACAAGACGUUGGACUAGGAUACUACUGCAUUAUUCAAGUAGCCAAAGUCAGGUUGAUGGACUUUAUACAGCUGUUCUUUUUUCAUUAUUUAUUUUCUUUUUUUUUUUUUUUUAUUAUUUUGAUGGCGUAUUGCUUUAUUUUUUUUUUCUCAUUUGAUCACGUUUUUGAACAAGAGUAAUACUCUACAGUCUGUCGUUAAAGAUGCAGGAAAGCCAGCUAUGCAGCUUUUUGGGCAUAGGAAUGACUAGCAGUGUUGCAGGAUGGACAUGUCACAGUGUGAAAAUGAAUGGCUGUAAAACUUUGUUUUUGUACUUUACUGUAUAUAAAAAGUAUUACAGUACAGAAUUGUACUGCGGCAUCCCUAACUUGAAUUUCUUAAUGCCACACACUUUUCUGUGUUACUGUUAUGUACAUUUUUUUUGUUCCUUUCACUUUAUUGUGUUGGGAGCAUGUUACCUUUUUGUUCUACUUACCUCCAAAUUCCUCCCAAAUUUCUUCAUUUGGUAGGACCUUCAGUUCUAUUUCAGCAGACAUUUAUUUCACAUGAUUCUGAGCAGCAUGAAAAUGUGAUGUUGCUGUGUUUUAUUCCCUCCUCUCUAUUAAUUGUUCCAUUGUUAAAAGGUUGUGUAGACCUCUACCUCUCUUACAUUAAGUAAAGAAAAAGAGAGACUGCAGAUAUCAGUUAGCUUUUCAGAUCAUACACUGAGAACAGCAAGGCGUCGUCUUACUAGUGCUUUCUUUUGGUGCUUCCAAGACCUUUGAUUUCACAGAUGUGCCCCCACCACCACAUUUGGUGUCAUGGCUGAUGUCAUGAUGGCAUCACAAAUUUCUCCUGUUAUGUUGCAUGUUGAAUUCCCCAAGUUGCUAUCCUUAUUGUGCCUGGCAUGCAGUAUUAGGGGUUGAAAAUUAAACAAUGUAACAAAAAAUGCGAAAAAGUUUUCCUUGUAGAUUCUACACAUCUCCUUAUUGCAUAUUAUCCAAGUCUUUCAAGAGCAGGUCAAGUAUCUUAAGUAGUGGAACUGCAUGACUUGAAUGUUUCCUGCAGCAUAGUAGCUACGUUGCUUGUGCCAUACAGAUUGUCUGCACUUUGGGUUACAACUUAUGAUUAGUUCAUGCAGAGUACAAGUCUAUCAUUUAGUAAAGGCACUCCUUCAAUGGCAGUUCCUGUUAAAAUAUUUCCAUGUUCUGUGUCAUUAUAUAUAUAUAUAUAUAUAUAUAUAUAUGUAUGUAUGUAUGUAUGUAUGUAUAUAUAUAUAUAUAUAUAUAUAUAUAUGUGACAGCCUGUGUUAGAUCUAGCAGUUCAUAGCCCAAGAAGAGUGUACUUUUUUCUGUUUUAAUUUAUUGAUGUUGCAUGUGGCACAUAAGAAAGGGAAUUAAAAGAAAAAAACUCCACCUAUUAUUUGGCUUAAACUUCAUAGUCUUAGCUGUAUCUUGGGAGUGCUUGUGGCUUCGUUGAGUUUUGGACAUGGGAUGGCAUGGAAUUGAAGUCCAGUGCUUUACUUUUUGAAAUGAGAUGUGGAAAAUGUUUAGCAGUUGGGCAAGGUUUAUUAUAGUCUGUUUAUAUCUAUUCAGUCAUUGUAAAUCAGGAUUUUAUAUUUUGCAGUUGAUGCAGCCAUGUGGCUUACAGUCCAGUCCUCCCAUUCCCCAAGUCCCGAUUAUUCUGUAAUUACACAGAAUGAAAAAAGUAUGCAGGCUUUAAAGCAGGUCUCAAAAUCAGAAACUUUUUUUUUGUAGGUAGGAGGUCUGUACAGACUUUGGAACAGGUGCACCUUUUCUAAAAUGUAGAUACAUCAGAACUGCUCCUGGUAUUUUCAUUUCUGCACCCUGAGUUUAGUGACCAAGUUAUUUUUAAAGAUGUUUAUAGUUAAAAUGUAAAGUGAUUAAAUAGUUUUUGUACUCCAUCCCACUCCAUUUCUAGGUUUACAUCAGUUUGCAGACAUUUAUCUUUGGCAACUCAUUACUAUUUCAUGUUAUUUAUCAUACCGGCAGAAGUGGGGAAAAAAGUGCGCAUAGAUGUCAACAAAUACCCCGUAUCUACUGUCAUAAUAUGAUACAAGAGAGUCAGUAUCUCUGAGAAUUUAUAGUCUUGACACUUUUAAAACUGUAUUUUAUUUAAAACCUUUGGAAAAUUCCUAUUGCUCACACUAAACCUACAAUGUAGAAAAUUUAAAGAAAGUUUUAUAUAUGGGAAGAAUUAUUUUCUGGAGGUGAUGAAGCUAUAAACUGCAUAAAAAACUAAAAUCUCCUCUGGUGCUGCUCGAAUGGGCUCUUAUUUCUUGUUCUUUUUCCAUUUGUAAUUAUCAUUGGUUUGCCUGUAAUUACCUUGUUAACAUUGUUCAGGAUGUUUCUUUUUUGUUUCCCAGAUAGAAAUUAAAAGUUAGAGAUCUGGUUUUUGCAAUCUGUUUUUCUAAUAUUUCAUAAAUUUUGUACCACAUUACCCAGUUUAUAUGUAUGGCUGAAUCUCAGAGUCAGCAGAUUUUAAUUUAAAGAAUCUUACUCAACAUUUUGUAUCGUACAGAAUUAGUCUGCUUGUAGUUUGGAGAUUCUUUCUUUGUAUUUGUUUUGCUGUCUUCAGAUUUUUUUAGAAUCCAGGUAUCAAUAUACUUGAAACACCAAAAGGCAUCAUUUACAGUAACUGUAUGUCAUUCAGAGCGUUAUGACUUGUGCAUUUAGAUUUUUGUCUGUUUUUGGAAUGGGAAUAUAGUGCGCUAACCAUGGUUAAGGUUCAUAAUCUUUUUGCUAUAGUUGCUGAUUUCUGUUUUUGCAAAUGUUUUCCAUUCUUAACAGCUUGAUAUACCAAGGUGUAUGAGUUGUAAAGUUUUCCUUUUUUGACUGUUUCCUCUUCAGAGUUCGCUUUUUAAAACCAUAAUUAAAAUAUAAGGUGUUUAUUAUA
Molecule: messenger RNA, 7492 nt
Organism: Protopterus annectens (West African lungfish)
Lineage: Eukaryota; Metazoa; Chordata; Ceratodontiformes; Protopteridae
Gene: KDM5C
Product: lysine demethylase 5C
Biological process (GO): chromatin remodeling
Cellular component (GO): nucleus
Molecular function (GO): DNA binding; histone demethylase activity
Source: RefSeq, a predicted model, not a curated record